AUGAAGGUGCCCGAUAAAAGUCUAAAGAAGCUGAUAAACAAAUUCCAUCGAAAAUGUAAUGAAAAAUAUGCACCCGAAAAAUCUCUGCUUGAUUCCAAAGUCAUCGAACGCAAUGUGUUGAACUUAUUUAAACCAGGGUUAAUUCCGGGGUUUGAUCCAGCAGAAUUUGGAUUAGACGAAGAGAAAAAAACGCAUUCGACUUCUUCACAAAUCACAUCUCUUAAUAACAAUCGCUCUACGAUAAAUAGCUCGGCCCAAGGAAAUCUGCUAGAUAGGGCUCUCUUGGGCGGGGAUGAGAAGUCACACGAGAAGAAAAAGGUGUGUUUCCCGUUUUCUUUUUUUGGCGACAAGUUGAUACCACUGAACAACAACUUCUCGUGA
This is a messenger RNA of Acaulospora colombiana, 381 nucleotides long. NCBI's taxonomy places the organism in Eukaryota, Fungi, Glomeromycota, Glomeromycetes, Diversisporales, Acaulosporaceae. The record is from the annotation of a GenBank genome assembly.